Oryctolagus cuniculus (rabbit) is the source of this 1666-nucleotide messenger RNA. RefSeq names its product defensin beta 134 (gene DEFB134). The record is from RefSeq and is a predicted model, not a curated record. Lineage: Eukaryota; Metazoa; Chordata; Mammalia; Lagomorpha; Leporidae.
AUGAAGCCUCUCCUCAUCCUGUCUGUCCUUCUGUUCUUCUGGAAUGCAGCACUGGCAGGUUUGAACCCAGUAUCAUCAGAACUGCACAAGAAAUGCUCUGAGAAUGGUCUCUGCCGACUUGAGUGCUAUGGGAGUGAAAUGCUAGUUGCCUACUGUAUGUUUCAGCUGGAAUGCUGUGUCAGAGGAAACCCUGAGCCCUGACAUGAGAAACUGGUCAAUGCCUGUCGACUUGCAGCCCCUUGACCCUCCCAUCCUUCAAAAAGCUGGAUAAUCUGGUUAAGCUAUAGCACUGUGAUGUGCCCCAGCCAAGUGGUUGGUAUGUUUUCAUGAACCGCUAGAAUCUCAUGAUCUGGAUUUGAAGAGGAAAGCUGCAGCCUUCUCAAACAGACUGAGGCGUCUCACGAAGACCACAUCUAGUAUAUUUUCUCACUCAAAGUAAUAUCCAUUGCUCUCCUCAGUGCCUAUUUCCCUUCUGUAAUCACAGAAAGGAUGCCUUAGUUCUGUGGAAAUCCCUCAGUGUUUUAUAUCUAGGUAUCUACACUAGAUAUACCUUACACUCUGUAGAGGAAUAGACCUGACUCAGUUUUAACUGAGCCUGUCACUGAAGUUCUUGAAACAGGAGAAAGGCCGUCUUGUGAGGGGUUCUUACAAGGUACCUUCUCAUCCACCUCCCUAGUUUCAAUUAAGCCUGGAACUUUCCAUUUCUGCCCCACAGUAUCCAGCUACAGGCUGUAAGACUGCCUGGGUAUGAGUCAGUGUAAGGCCCAUCUUCCCGCCUCUCUGGUUGGGUGCCGUAGGCCUAGUAUCUAACACCACACUGUGUGGAGCAGUUUUCUUUAGCAUCAGUACUGGCUAUGGCUUGGCCUCCAGUGAUUCUGAGAGUGUGAGGCUCUCACUGCAAAUAGGCAAUUAUUGAUCUGGUACAAGGCUAAAGAAUCACUGGCUAAAUUAAAUUCUUCAUCUGAAAGGACAGUGCUUCCUGGUCACAUACUGCAAGUGGGAAGAGAUGGAAGGAGAGCAGUGUAUGAGAAAGAAUGAGGGAUGUGAGUAGUUCUGUACCCCCAGACGAUGCUCAAUCUUCGAGCAAAUCAAGCAUAGGUGAUUUGGGAGGGAACAUAGUAAAAAUUCAUUAGAGUGUGCCCUCCUCUCAGAAGCACAAACACCUAUAGUUUCUGGAGGGGAGGUAGGUUAAAGUGGAAUGGGCUAACAGAUGGCCUAGAAGAGUUACCAUGGUUUCUGAGAAUGUGGAGAAAAUUCUUCCAGAAAGACUCCAGGAAAACUGUCAGUCUCUGAAGAAGGCAGGGGACUCCUUACCUGAAGACUCAUGGACCUUAUAUGAAACUGGCCUCACAACAUCCCAGACAGCCUGUUUCACUCCAUUUUGCUUUACAAUAACAAAAUACCCAGAGCCAGCAUUGUAGUGCAGAGGGUUAAGCUGUUGCUUGCAACCCUGGCAUCCCAUAUCAGAGCGCUGAUUCGAGCCCCUGGUGCUCCACUUUCAAUCCAGCUCUCUGCUAAUGCACCCAGGGAAAGCCGCAGAAGAAGGCCCAAGUGCUUUGGCCCCUGCCACCCACAUGGGAGACCUGGAUGGAGUUCCUGACUCUGGGUUUGUCCUGGCCCAGCCCUGACUGCUGCAGUCAUUUGGGAAAUGAACCAGCAGAUAGAA